This is a messenger RNA of Closterium sp. Naga37s-1, 2568 nucleotides long. The record is from the annotation of a GenBank genome assembly. Lineage: Eukaryota; Viridiplantae; Streptophyta; Zygnematophyceae; Desmidiales; Closteriaceae.
AUGGCGUGUCGUGGAUUUUUGCAGUGCUUGUUGAAGCUCUUCAACCUCGCUCUUGCGCUCGUCGGCGUGUUACUCCUCGUCUUCUCCGUUUCCCGUCUCCUCCGUCUAGAUCCUGACAUCUUCCCUCCUCCAGCACCCCCUCCGCUCCUUCCCCCUUCUCCCCCUCCGCUCACUCCCCCCUCUUCUCCCCCUCCUCCACUUCACUCCCCGCCUCCUCCUCGUCACUCACCCCCUCCGCCUCGCCACUCUCCGCCACCCCCUCCGAAAUCCCCGCCGCCUUCUCCGCCUGCUCCCGCGCCGGGUCCCGCUUCCGCAAACGGUCUGAUUUCCGAAGAAACGAUCCUGCAGAGCGUGGCGUCAAGGCAGGUCGCGGAAGAUUCUGCCAAGGCAGCGACAUUCGCGGCCACACGAAAGCUCGCCGCGGCGUCGGGUGCGAAGCGAGGCGUGUCCCUUCUCGAGAUUGACGCGCGGGACGGCGCGAGUAGCAUUGUCGCACAAGACGGCGCGAGCAGCGCAGGUGCUGCUUCGGUGGUUGCUGCUCCGCCGCAGAUCGAGCUACCCCCAUUCUGGUUCAUCUACCUCUUGAUUGGCGUGGGUGCCUUUCUCACGCUUGUGACUUUAGUGGGUGCCAUUGCGGCAGAGACCAACAGCACGUUCUGUCUCGCCUUCUAUCAGUUCGGCCUGUGUCUGCUGAUACUGUUCGAGUGUGUCGCAACAGCACUCAUUUGCCUUGAGGACGUGCCUGUAGACCCUACAGGCGAGUACGACAGGUACCAACGCUACGUUCUGGCGAACCAAGACAGAAGCAGGCUGGCAAUGGCUGGCCUUGUGCUCGUUGAGGUAGCAGCGCUGCUGGUUGCGAUGAUGCUACGUGCAGCACAGGACGAUGCGAGCCAGGCAGAGGAUGACGACGAUUACAUCACAGGAGGUGCGGGUCGAGGAAUGGGAGGAGGAGCAGGAGGAGGUUUCGGAGGAGCAGGAAUAGGAAUCGGAGGAGGGGGAGGAGGAGGAGGAGGAGGAGGGCAGGGUAGGCUGCGUCAACCACUUGUGUAUCGCGGCGCUUACCCCACAGCUCCGGCUUAUCCUACUGCCGUAGGGGCUGGGGUGGGAGGAGCGGUGGGGAGUGGUGGAGCAGGGUUGGGAGGUGUGUAUCAUGGUGCGGGGGCUUCAGGAGUGGUGGGAGGAGGUGUAGGGGCGGCGGGGCAGACGCAUGUGCCGUUGACUGAUGCUUGGCGACAGAGACUGCUGGAGAAGUAUGGUUUGGACGCACAUGAUUUCGACUACGGUCCACCUCCAGGCCAUUCCCAAGCUGCUGCCCCUCCCCCAUCUGCCCCUCGCUCCUCAGGGUGUUCAAUAAUUAUUCUACAAUCUCAUAAUCUCCUCCUCCCACUCGCUUACACAACUUCUUCCUCCCCCCCUUUCCCCCUCCCCCCAUCCCGUUUCCCUUCUUUCUUCCGUCACUUCACCGUUACCCCUCCUUCUCUCUCCUUCCCGGUACUUUCCACUUCUCCCUCGUCCUUCUCUGCAGGAGCAGUACGUUUGUUUCGUGAAGCGCAGAAACUCCGCCGUUCCUUACCCCGUUCCCCUCCUACACGCCGCUUUGCAGUCUCCGCCUCUUCCUCCUCCCGCUCUUCCUCCUCCUCUUCGUCCGCCUCCUCCCUCGAUUCCUCCGAUUCCUCCCCCCCGACCUCCUCUUCCGCCUAUGCCACCGCUCCCCCGCUCCCGCACGACUUCUCCCCGCGGCCGCUCCCCUUCGACCCGCAGCUGCUGCGCGGGCUGAAGCUCAUCUGGGCCGCGGAGCCCGCGCUGGGGCAUUCCAUGGAGGGACAUCCAGAGACCAACGAGCGUGUGGUGGGAGUGAUGAAGGAACUGCAGGACUCUGGACUCACAGAGCAGGGUCGUCCUGGCGAGUUGCUGCACCUGUCGUCGUUCCUCCCCGCCACCCCGCUCGACAUCUCUGCAGUUCACAGCCCCAAGUACAUGCGCGUGUUCGAACAGUCCAUGGAAGCAGCAGCAGACGAAGGACUUGUGUUUUUAGACGGCUCUGGACCAACGUUUGCCACUAUCACAACCUUCAGUGACACGUUGAGUGCGUGCGGUGCGGGCCUCACACUCAUCGAUGCUCUCGUAGAAGCAGAGAAGAUCAAUCCCUCUGUACCCCCACCUGCCGGGUUCGCUUUGGUGCGUCCACCGGGGCACCAUGCGGUGCAUGCGGGCGCCAUGGGCUUCUGUCUCGUGGACCACGUCGCUGUGGCAGCACGGUACGCGCAGAGCAAGGGGCUCCAGCGCGUCUUCAUUCUCGACUUUGACGUGCACCAUGGGAACGGCACGCAUGACUUGUUUUUCAAUGAUCCGGACGUGUUCUUCAUGUCCACACACCAGGAGGGGACUUAUCCAGGCACGGGUCGGUUGGAUGAGGUGGGGCAAGGGGCGGGCGAGGGCACGACAAUAAACAUUCCGCUGCCCGGAGGGGCGGGAGAUCUUGCCAUGGCCGCAGUUGUGGAUCGGCUUGUAGCACCGGCUGUAGCGCGGUUCAAGCCAGAUAUUAUUCUGGUGUCUGCUGGGUGA